Arabidopsis lyrata subsp. lyrata is the source of this 1583-nucleotide messenger RNA. Its product is annotated as putative glycerol-3-phosphate transporter 4. The coding region runs from base 336 to 1394 and encodes 352 amino acids. Gene Ontology annotation, biological process: phosphate ion homeostasis; transmembrane transport. Gene Ontology annotation, molecular function: transmembrane transporter activity. The transcript has 4 exons. NCBI's taxonomy places the organism in Eukaryota, Viridiplantae, Streptophyta, Magnoliopsida, Brassicales, Brassicaceae. The record is from RefSeq and is a predicted model, not a curated record.
GUGUGGGCCACGCGCCGUCGCUUCAUGCGUACCAAAGUGGUCACCGUGGCAUGACAACUGUUGUUCUGCCUUUUGGCUCUACCGUAACAAAGAGGACACGUGUCGUAUCUUCACAGUUUACGUCGUGCUCUCUCUCUCUCUCCCUCCCGCCAAUAUCUCUCUCCCUCUGGUCUCUUCUCUCUAAUCUUUCUCUCUCAAUCAAACUAAUUCGUGAUUCUGAUUUAUCAUACAUCAAACAUGGAUUUGGGUAUUUGAUUUUGAUCCGUAAAGGUUGAUUUUUUUUUUUUAUCAUUGAAAAUUUUGUUUUUGGGAGAGUUUUUUUUGUGUUGUGAGAGAUGGCGAUGAAUUCGAAGAGGAAAACACCACCUGGGAUUGCGCUUCUCAGGAGAGUCAGAGGAAGAAAUUGGAGUCCAAAGACGUUCCGGUACGCAAUUUUGUUGAUUACUUUCAUCGCGUAUGCUUGUUACCAUGCUUCUCGUAAACCAAGCAGCAUAGUGAAAAGCGUUUUACACCCAGACUCGAGCACUAAGCCACCUCAAGAACACAACAGCAACAAAGUUUAUCCUUGGCCUAUGGGCAACGUGUUUGUGAAGAGAGAAAUUGAUGAGGUUUUGUUGCAUCGUAACUCUAAAGGAUGGGAACCGUUUAAUGGGAAAGAUGGGACGUCUAGGUUGGGAGAGAUUGAUGUGGCGUUUCUUGCUUGUUACUCUAUAGGAAUGUAUGUUGCUGGACAUUUGGGUGAUAGUUUGGAUCUGAGAUUGUUUCUCACUUGGGGAAUGAUUGGGAGUGGGUUUUUUAUGUUCUUGUACUGGUUACCUUUUUAUCUCAGCCAAACAACUAUUGGUGGAGAGUACGUGUCUGUGAAAACAGCAGGAAAUCUUUCCACACUAUUUGAUGUUGGAGGCAUUGUAGGAGGGAUUCUUUGUGGUUACAUUUCAGACAAAUUCAAAGCAAGGGCUACAACUGCAGCAGCAUUCAUGUAUGCUGCGAUUCCGGCAAUGCUUGUGUACCAUUCCUAUGGAGGUGUCUCUCAGACAGUCAACAUCCUCCUCAUGAUGGUUGCUGGUUUGUUUGUCAAUGGUCCUUAUGCACUCAUCACAACCGCAGUCUCAGCAGAUCUUGGAACCCACAAAUCUUUACAAGGCGAUUCAAGGGCGCUUGCGACUGUGACUGCAAUUAUUGAUGGUACUGGAUCCGCUGGUGCGGCUUUGGGUCCGCUUUUGACAGGGUUUCUUUCCACUUUGGGUUGGGAAGCUGUGUUCUAUAUGUUGGUCGUUGGAGCUCUUUGUGCUGGCUUGCUUUUGACCCGUCUGGUAAUUGCUGAAAUUAGAGAGAAACUUGGAUAUGUUGAUGAAGUUCCUGCGUCUGAACCACUGUUAACCGACAGAAGAUGAUGGAGAAGACAGCAGCGAGAGUCAGUGUGAACGGAAUCCAUUGUUUGCUCAAGAGUUUUGUUCUGUUAUAUAACUAUGAGUUUGCCAGAGGAUCUCACAGUUCGUUGUAUUCUAUGUUUUGUCAGAUAUUGUGAUUUUUUUUUCAUCUCACAACAAAUGAAGGAAUUGGCUUACAGCUUUCUUCCUCUA